This is a messenger RNA of Dermochelys coriacea (leatherback sea turtle), 1636 nucleotides long. RefSeq names its product cytochrome P450 4V2-like. NCBI's taxonomy places the organism in Eukaryota, Metazoa, Chordata, Testudines, Dermochelyidae. Bases 84 to 1499 code for a protein of 471 amino acids. The record is from RefSeq and is a predicted model, not a curated record. Gene Ontology annotation, molecular function: heme binding; monooxygenase activity; iron ion binding. The transcript is spliced from 10 exons.
GAGCCCUAAUCCGGGUUCUACUCUCUGUGCAGAAUCCCGAGACUGUGGCUCAGGGCACGUCCAGCGGCUGGAUAGGAGCAGUGAUGGGGGCUCUGCAGCUGGCCCAGGAGGGGGACCAGCUGCUCUACUGGGGGGCUGGAGUCGCCACUCUGCUCUUCACGCUGCUGGCAGCCUUCACAUUCCGCCUGCUGCCGGAUUACCUGGGGAAGUGGAAGGCGCUGAAGCCGAUUCCGGGGCUCAGCCCCUGUUACCCGCUGCUGGGAAAUGCUCUGCUCUUCGAGCGCAAAGGAGAAGAUUUCUUUAAACAAAUGACGCAAUACUAUAAAGAUUUCAGGAAUCAACCACUGUUAAAACUUUGGUUUGGACCAUUGCCUUUUCUGUUUUUAUAUCACCCAGAUACUGUCGAGGUUAUUCUAAGCAGUUCGAAGCACAUGGAAAAAUCCUAUCUAUACAAAUUUCUGCAGCCAUGGCUUGGCACAGGACUUCUAACAAGCACUGGAGAUAAGUGGCGUUCCAGAAGGAAAAUGAUAACUCCCACAUUCCACUUCACAAUCUUAGCUGAUUUGCUAGAAGUUAUGAAUGAACAAGCCAAUAUUUUGGUUGAUAAACUUGAAAAGCAUAUUGACAAAGAGCCCUUUGAUUGCUUUCUAGACAUCACUCUCUGUGCCCUGGAUAUAAUCUGUGAAACUGCGAUGGGCAAGAAUGUUGGUGCACAGAACAAUAAGGAUUCUGAAUAUGUCCGUGCUGUUUAUAAGAUGAGUGGCAUCCUUCAUCAGAGACGGAAGUGUCCUUGGUUUUGGUCUGACUUUAUGUACCUUAUGUUCCAAGAAGGAAGGGAACAUAAUAGAAGUCUCAAGAUUCUUCACAGUUUUACUGACAAUAUUAUUGCAGAAAAAUCCCAUGAAAUAAAGAACCAUGAACAACAUAAAACUGACUUUGAAGGCAAAUGUGAACAAAGUGGGUCCAAAAAGAGAAGAGCUUUUCUGGAUAUGCUUCUGAAUGCAACUGAUGACAAAGGGAACAGAUUGAGUUGCAUGGAUAUUGGAGAAGAAGUGGAUACUUUCAUGUUUGAGGGGCAUGAUACAACAGCUGCUGCUAUGAACUGGGCCAUCUACUUACUUGGAUGUCAUCCGGAAGCCCAGAAGAAAGUUCACAGAGAAUUGGAUGAAGUGUUUGGGAACUCUGACCGGCCUGUCACAGUGGAUGACCUUAAGAAGCUCCGAUAUCUUGAGUGUGUAGUUAAAGAAGCCCUUCGUCUCUUCCCUUCUGUUCCAUCCUUUGCCCGCACCUCAAGUGAAGAUUGCCAUAUUAGAGGAUUUAAGAUACCAAAAGGUACAGAGGUAGUCAUUGUUACUUAUGCAUUGCACAGAGAUCCAGAGGUUUUCCCAGACCCUGAGGAAUUCAGGCCUGAGCGAUUCUUCCCUGAGAAUUCUAGUGGAAGGCAUAUAUAUGCGUAUGUGCCCUUCUCUGCUGGAUCCAGAAACUGCGUUGGUACGUAGGUGAUAAAAGCCGAAGUGUAAUAGGCCUCUGUUGGGAGGCUGACACUGGCCCUUUACGAAGGAAGAUAUCAGUGCACUUAAGACUGGUUAGUUGACCCCUCCUCCCCAUUAAACUUAAAAGAGGGUACUUGGGCCAU